Exophiala oligosperma is the source of this 2212-nucleotide messenger RNA. RefSeq lists its product as uncharacterized. The transcript is spliced from 2 exons. The coding region runs from base 1 to 1749 and encodes 582 amino acids. Gene Ontology annotation, molecular function: NADP binding; flavin adenine dinucleotide binding. Lineage: Eukaryota; Fungi; Ascomycota; Eurotiomycetes; Chaetothyriales; Herpotrichiellaceae. The record is from RefSeq and is a predicted model, not a curated record.
AUGGCAAACUCAGACAUUUAUGAUUUGGUGGUGGUUGGUGCAGGACAAUCAGGUAUUGUGUCGGCAAGAUUCUACCUCGAUAUUCAUCCCGAUGCCAAAGUCGGCAUACUCGAAAGAGACCAUUCUGUUGGAGGAGUAUGGAAUCAAGAACGAGUAUAUCCAGGCUUCAAAUCACAACAGAGCGUCCGUAUGAGCGGCUUCUCCGAUGUGCCGUUCACUCCCAAGCCAGACCAAGUUGAUGAGAUGCAUAUGUACAAGGCCGAGUCAAUGACAACUUACCUCGACGAGUACGUCGACAAUCACGUCUACUCUGGCCAGACCCUGCGCGACCGUAUUAGAUUUGGCGUCGAAGUCGCUAGUGCCGAGAGGACGCCCGGGGGAUGGCGCCUCCAUUGUAGCGCCCCGUCAGGACGACAAAGCUUCAAUGCUAGAAAGCUCAUCGUAGCUUCGGGAACGACCUCGGAAGCGAAUCUCCCCGAAUUUCAAGGCCGCGAGACCUUCAAAGGACCCAUCAUUCACACAUUCAAUCUAGCACAAUCCAAAGUUCUCCGGCGAGAAGACAUCCGACGAAUCGCAAUUAUUGGCGGAGGCAAGUCCGCAGCCGACCAUGCCUAUCAAGCCGUCAAAGCUGGCAAAGAGGUUCAGUGGAUCAUACGCAAAUCAGGCAAAGGCCCCGGAGCGUUCACACCAGUCAAGAUUGGCAUUGGUAGCAGCAUUUGGCAAAAUGUCGUCGAACUUGUUAACAGUCGUUUUCUUAAUGCAAUAUUUUUUGCCCCAAGCUUGGCCUCGUGGGGCUGGUGGCAGACGUUCAUGUUUAGUACAAGGCUUGGGCAAUGGCUUUACGGCAAGCUGGAGAAAUCCGUCAUUCAACAGGCCAAUGACGCAGCACAGUACGAUAGCCGUCCUGGGUCAAAACCGUCUUUCUCAAAGUUGCAGACCAAGGUUCACGGGCUGGCCUUCGAUGUCCCUUUCGGUUGUCUCUCGUAUGAUGAUUUCUGGGACACGAUUGCGCCAAAUGUCGAUGUGUACAAUGAAGACAUUGCCAGGCUUGACGGGUCGACGAUAGAAUUUAAGAAUGGAGACCAAGUGGAAGUCGACGCCAUCAUUUGCGGUACCGGGUUCCGCGAGGGGUGCUCCUUCUUCUCACAAAAGGACCAAAUGAAUCUUGGCCUUGUUCAUCCUGACGAAUGGGAUACAGCGGACAUGUCUGAGGAAUGGCGCAAGCUGGACGCCGAGGCCGAAAAGGUAGUGCGACAACGAUACUAUUCGGUAAGCCCGCCUCCGCCUGUACCAGACCAGCUGGGGGACAUCAUACGUACAGACACUCCUUACAGAUUGUACCGCAAUAUUGUACCUGUUAGUGAUACUAACCACAACAUCGCCUUCGUGGGGUUUGGAUCACUUCCGAAUAUGAGUCUUGCUUCUGAGGUAUCCGCAAUCUGGACAACUGCCUAUCUCGACAGGUUGUUGAAGCUUCCAAGUGAAGAAGACAUGAAGAAGGACGUGGCGUACGUGGCUACAUAUCUUCGCAUGCGAUUCCCUGCGUACGGGCGGUACGGGAAUUUUUACGCCGUUGAUUACCAUCAUCAGAUGGACCGAUUGUUGGGAGAUCUAAAUCUAGCAAGCCAUCGCAAAGGCUGGCUACAUGACACAUUCGCUCCUUUCUUGCCGGCAGAUAUAAGUGGGCUGAAAGAUGAAUAUUUGAACAAAUAUGGAGGUGCCACAGUUGCCUUGGACGGACAGCUCUGAUUUUGUGUUCCAGUUUCCCUCGGGACGAAGUGUCUUCAGGAAGUCACCACCCAUCAUAUGUGACCAAGCUGGUUGUCGUCUUCUGAACGAAUCUCUUUUGGGAUUGCCCGACACGUUCACACUCUCAAAGUCAUCGAGGCUUUUUGCCUCCUGCCGGUUCUUGACGUUCUGACCAUUCACGGGCACAUUGUGACAUCCAAUUCUCAAGCCCCUGAUUUCGCCAACUCCGAUUCAACGCCGUAUCAAUCAUGGUAAACCUUCCAGCUGGUGUGUCAGGUCUGAAGCAGAUAUAGCCGAUAUACAUGCUUGCAUCUCCUUCGAGAGGGGUUGGAGUAAGUAGAACAAGGUAUUUCGUGUUUGGAUCCAGGGAUUCAGUCCUAUCCUUUGGAGAUGAGGGAGCCAAAGUGGCCCUGACCUUUUCAAAGUCGGCGGAGGAGACGUCGUCUGUGACGAUGAAGCCAUC